Daucus carota subsp. sativus is the source of this 1617-nucleotide messenger RNA. RefSeq lists its product as uncharacterized. Lineage: Eukaryota; Viridiplantae; Streptophyta; Magnoliopsida; Apiales; Apiaceae. The record is from RefSeq and is a predicted model, not a curated record. Bases 1 to 1617 code for a protein of 538 amino acids. The transcript has a single exon.
AUGGAUAAGACGUGGAUUUCCAAAGAAAUGGAUUCUUUAUCUUUAUAUUAUGAAAUUGGGGUAGAAGAGUUCUUAAUAUAUGCUCAAGAGAAUUCAAAAGAUCCCAAGAGAAUACCCUGCCCAUGUGCACGAGGUGCCAACUUCAAACAGUUUUCUGUAAAAAUUAUAAGGGGACAUAUCUACGAAAAUGGUUUUAGUUUAGGGUAUGUCAAUUGGAUUUGGCACGGGGAAAAUGAUAUUGGGACGACUAGGUCAUCCGUUGGUAGUACACCUCUGCCUACUUUAGUUCCGAAUUUUGACACAAACAUUGAUGUUGAUAUAUCGGAAACGGUUAAUGUCUGUGAAGCAGCAUAUAAGUCAUAUGAUUACGAUAAUGAAUCUUUUAAGUUUAGGGGGUUUGUGGCCGAUGCCCAACAACCAUUGUUUGAGGGCAAUGACUACACCAAACUAGAGUCCAUGCUAAAAUUACAUAACUGGAAAGCUAGAUUUGGAAUUAGCGACACUGCAUUUACUGAUUUGCUAUCUUCCAUUGGGUCUUUUCUUCCUAAAGAUAACGUGAUGCCUGCUAAUUCAUAUGAAGCAAAAAAAAUUCUGUCCAACUUAGGCCUCGAAUACAUCAAAUUUCAUUCUUGUCCGAAUGAUUGCAUACUAUAUAGGGGUAUAUAUGCUGAUGAAUCUGAGUGUCCUAAGUGUCAUCUAUCUCGGUGGAAGGUGGGAAAAGAUGGUAAAGUUAGGGUAAAUAUUCCCGCCAAAGUUAUGUGGUAUUUUCCAAUUAUUCCUAGAUUUAGACGGAUGUUUAAAUCUGCUACUACCGCUGAACUGAUGAGUUGGCAUGCAAAUCAGCGACAAAAAGAUGGUAAGAUGAGGCAUCCUGCCGACUCUCCUUCUUGGAGGAAUAUAGAUUAUAGGUGGCCUGGUUUUGGUAAUGAACCAAGAAAUUUGCGUUUAGCUCUGGCAGCGGAUGGUAUAAACCCCCACAAUAAUGGUCUAGUCAAUAGGUAUACUUGUUGGCCAGUAGUAUUGGUAAUUUAUAAUCUUCCUCCAUGGUUAUGCAUGAAAUGGAAGUUUAUGAUGUUAACAAUAUUAGUCUCUGGUCCACAUGAACCUGGUAAUAACCUUGAUAUUUAUUCACAACCGAUGAUUGAUGAUUUAAAGAAGCUUUGGGAAGAUGGGGAACCAAAUGUAUAUUACGCAUUCAGUAAAUCUUAUUUCACAUUGAAAACAAUUUUAAUGUGGACAAUAAAUGACUUCCCUGCUUAUGGAAACUUAUCUGGAUGCGUUAACAAGGGUUAUUUCUGUUGUCAAAUUUGUGGUGAUGAUACGGUUGCUAAAUAUUUGGGUCAUAGUAGGAAAAUGAGCUACCAAGGCCAUCGACGAUAUUUGGGUAAGUUUCAUCCUUAUCGGAGACAAAAGGCAGCUUUUAAUGGUCAACAAGAUUUUUCAGAUGCACGUCCACCCCUUUCUGGACAAGAAGUGUUAGCACAGCAGGAGGCAAUUGAGUUCUCAUUCGGGAAGGAAGUGAAAAAGUCCAAAAAAGUUCAAAGUCCAUGGAAGAAGAAGUCAAUCUUCUUUGAAUUAGAAUAUUGGAAGUUUCACCAUGUUCGUCAUUGUCUUUGA